This is a messenger RNA of Penicilliopsis zonata CBS 506.65, 2356 nucleotides long. RefSeq lists its product as hypothetical. Gene Ontology annotation, molecular function: ferric-chelate reductase activity. NCBI's taxonomy places the organism in Eukaryota, Fungi, Ascomycota, Eurotiomycetes, Eurotiales, Aspergillaceae. Bases 117 to 2009 code for a protein of 630 amino acids. Gene Ontology annotation, cellular component: plasma membrane. The transcript has 3 exons. Gene Ontology annotation, biological process: copper ion import; intracellular iron ion homeostasis; iron ion transport. The record is from RefSeq and is a predicted model, not a curated record.
UAGAGCAGGACUGCAAAUACCAGUGCAAUUGGAUUUAUUAUUAAUAUUAUUCAUUCUUCUUCAGAAUGAUCCUUGCCUCUUCUUCUUCUUCGAUCUAACCAAAUCACUGUGCCAUCAUGGAUAUGAGCAGUGGCUCCUCGGACGGUCCCUUGACCGACUCCGGCGUGGAUUUCUCCAACUACACGCAACGCCUCGACUUCCUCGCCGACAUCCUCGACGACACUCAGCUGCAGGUCCAGGGUAACGCCGCUGCCAGACGCUUCUGGUACGGCAUUGUGGCUGUGAUUGGCGUGGCUACCCUCUGCAAUGUCGUUCAUACGAGUAUCCAGCGAUCAAGACUUCAAGCAAGCCUCAAGAACGAAAAACAACCCGCUCGGCCGUCAUCUCUACCGAUAAGAUGGAUUGCGACAACCACUGCGACCCUGCGGGAAAUCGCCUAUCUACAACCGUAUCUCCCCGUGCUGGAGCCCUGGAUCCGGAUACCUGACCUGGGCGCCAUCUGGAUGGUUGCCGCCUACCUGCUGUUCAUUCUGCUGCUGGAGUUCGUCGACAACGACGUCACGGGCGCCCAGUACUAUCAGGCGCUCAGCGUGCAGGCUGCCUGGCUGGCCGUUGCCCAGAUCCCGCUGAUUGUGCUCCUCGCCGGGAAGAACAGUCUCGUCGGCGUGCUGUCGGGAACCUCCUACCAACGGCUGAACGUGCUGCACCGCUGGGUCGCCCGUGGCUCGCUGCUGCUCUCGACCUUCCACUUUGGCUUCCAGAGCUACGGCUGGCAGCAGUACGGAGUGGAGAAGCUCGAGUGGGCGACCGACUCGUGCCCGCCCACGGGGAUUGCCGCCUACGCCAUCCUGCUGUGGAUGAACCUGACCACCUUCGCGCCCAUGCGCUACUAUGCCUACAACUGGUUCGUCUUCCAGCAUAUCAUCACCUACUUCGGCUUCAUCAUCGCCGUCAUGAUGCAUCUGCCGUCGACAGCGCUGUAUUCGCGCGUCUACGUCUACAUCGCCAUUGCUCUCUACCUGCUCGAGCGGCUGGUCCGUACGGCUCGGUAUGCCCUGGCUAAUCUCCGUCCCGCCCGUGCCACCCUACACUCUCUCGACGACGCCCGCGCCACCAAGAUUCAUAUCAGGGGCUCCUCCAUCAAACGGUGGGCUCCCGGCGACCAUGUGCUUCUCGCCCUGCCGCGCUUCGGCCUCGCCCAGUCCCAUCCGGCCACCAUCCUGUCCACCCCGGAUUCGCACCAGGGUGAUCUCGUCUUGAUCCUGCGUACGUUUAGCGGCUUCACGCGCCGCAUCGCCACUGCCGCCGCCGCCGCCCCCGCCGCCCAGCCUGACAACCACGACCCGGAAGCUGUAUGCGAGAAGCAGUAUCUCGCGCUGAUCGAAGGGCCCUACCCGGCUGCCUCGCAGACCGACUUCGCCUGCUACGAUACUUUAUUUCUAGUUGCCGGCGGGACGGGGGUAACCUUCACUCUCUCCGUCCUGCUGAGCCUCGCCGCGCGCGCCCAGACCACCCCCACCUUACCCCUACGAAACGUCCAGUUCGUCUGGAUCGUCAAGGACCGCGCCUCCCUGUCCUGGAUCCGCCAGGAGCUUCUAGAUGUGCUCCCUGCGUUUGAGAACGCCGGCAUCACCCUUGAGAUUAAAGCAUUCCUAACGUGCGACUCGCCCGACAGCGCAGGGAAAUCAACCUGCACCUGCGCCGGCGAUUGCGGAUGCUGCAUCGCAGAAAAGGAUAGCAAUGUCAUGCAGAAGGAUCCGAAUUCAGCUUCUUCAAGUAUUGAAGUAGUGCCCCCCUGGAGCGAAAUCAACUAUCAGCGACCGGAAAUCGACUCGCUCCUAUGGGACGGUCUCUGCGCCGCGCAGGGCGAGUCCGCCAUUGCCGUGGCUGGGCCGCGACGGCUCUCUGCUGCCGUGCGCCGGACAGUGGUCCAGAUCAGCGACGAGCGGGCGGUGCACAAGGGGACGGGGGCGCAAGGGAUAUAUCUUCAUGUGGAGAAUUGUAACUAAUACGGAGUAUACGGAGAACUAUAAUGAAUUACGAUAUUAACUAAUUAUAAUCAACAUUACGGAGUACAGUCUCUACGGAGUACACUAAGAGUACUAAGAGUACUCCGUAGAGAUUAUACUAGCCAUUAUCCGAUCUGAUAACAAUAGAACUAAAGAAACUAUUAAUAAUAAUAUGAAGGUCAGAAUGAAGGGAUACCUUGACGUCAUGUGACUGCCGCGUCACGUCGGAGACAGUACAGAGUACUCUGUAACACAGUAACACAGUAAAGAGUCUCCAACUGUUCUCUCCUCCUCGAAUGAAACGGUGUUGAUGACAGAAAACAAGAAAUGCGCGUCAACCUGCUCAC